AUGAUGAUCUGCAUAACGGGAGAGGUGCGUCGAACUAUCUCUAUCAGGCUCCUGAAGUUCCUCUUCAGGAUCUCUGUCUGCUGCAGCACGAACGUGAAGGACGACAGCUUCAAUGCUCUUGCCAGUGCUCAGGAUAUCGAAUACCUUAGCAGAAACAUCCUUAACACAAGCACCGGAAAGCAUGGAAGCCACACGGACGUGAUGAACGACAGAAUUGCCGAUGAUUGCGACGUCGCUUCCCAUCAUGUAGAGGGGGCUAAGCAGUUCUCUGUGGGGAUCUCAAACACCAGAGGUGGUGGCAGGGGAGAGUACCUGCCCCGGGUUUUGGCUCGGUUGAUCGUGGUAUUAAAUAUUCAGUUCACCGUUGAUAACGAUUCUCUUGAUUUUGGAAAGAAAUCUAAAACAAUGGGAGUUGGAAAGAAAGUUAAAAAGUUCUGUAACUGGGCCUUUUCUCGGAAAUCCGGGAAAACCCAGCAGAACCAGCGUACAACCGAGGGCGACCUCGAGCACCAGAGAUGUUCUGAUGGCGAAGCUGGACCAAGUAACGCCGCGUUCAUCUCUCACAUUUAUACUGGAGCUGGUGUUUCACCAAGCCCAGCACCACAGAAAGCGGAGAAGAAACUAAAGAGGUUCCGGAAAUGGUUUUCUCGGAAAUUCAAGAAAACUAAAACCAGAGCCCAACAGACCCAGCCGAGCAGCCCACAGACUCAGAGACCCCCUGAUGGUGGAGCUGCAAGUGUGUCGCCGAGGCCGGUUCAGGACGAGCGGGUCAACAACAGGUGCGUGUCUAUCCAGACCCCUGUGAAGACCCCGUCAACAGAAACCGAACAGCACGACGACACUGAAUGCUGGCACUAUUGUUUAUCUUCACUGACCACCGAGGAAAACAGCGAAUCUGACCGCGCUUCACUGCAAAGCUGGCACUUUUGUGCGUCUUCGCUUGGCACCGCGAUCAGCGAAUCUGACCGCGCAUCAGUGUUUAGUUGGCACUCUUGUGCGUCUUCGCUCGGCACCGCGGAGAUCAGCGAAUCUGACCGCGCUUCAGUGCACAGUAGGCACCCUUGUGCUUCUUCGCUGACCCCUGACCACAACGAUGAGGAAAACGCUUCCAGCGAGGACUCCAGCGUGUCCGAGGAAAACACCUCCUCCUCAUCAGAUGACAUUUUUUGGAAGACAGAGGAGAACACCCCAUUUAAUGUGGAGGGGGCAGAUACCGGUAACAUCUACAAGGAAUAUAAAGUCGAUAAGCUUAUAGGUCGUGGAACAUUUGGAACUGUCUCUGCUGGAAUUCGUCUGUCGGAUUCACGAACGGUGGCAAUCAAAUAUGUGAACAAGACUCAUGCAAGAAGAACCAUGAAGAUUCUACCAUAUCAGAAGACUGUUCCACAAGAAGUCGGUUUGAUGUAUUUGAUAAGCAGAGGUCCUUACGUUCCUCAAAUAAUACAGCUGCUGGAUUGGUAUGAGUCACGAAACCAAUACGUACUGGUGGUAGAGCGUCCCGAACCAUGUAUGGACCUGGACAGGUUUGUAAUGCAGAAUGGUUGGAAAAUCAGCGAAUCCAAAGCACGAGUGAUCAUACACCAGGUGGUCACUGCUGCAAACGCAUGCUGUGAAAGGGGCGUCUACCACAGCGACAUCAAGCUGGAAAACCUGCUCAUCAACCCCCACACCUUGCAGAUCAAACUAAUAGACUUUGGUGCUGGAAGUGUCGUGACCAAAAUUGGCUACACAACAUUCCGUGGUACAAGAGCUUAUGCUCCUCCGGAAUUUGACAAAUGUGGCAGGUUGCACGCCAAGACUGCAACAGUGUAUUCUAUAGGUGUGCUGUUGUUCAAGAUGCUGUGUGGACAUUUCCCUAAAAAAGAGCUCAGUAAGAUUGCCACCAGAACCUGGCAGCCCGACGACCUAUCCAAAGAAUGCAUAGAUCUGAUCUGUUCGUGUCUGCAAAGUGAUCCAGCCAAGCGGAUUCGUCUUGAAAAGAUCCUCCUCCAUGACUUUUUCCAGGUCUUGAUCCUGAAGCCAAGCAACAGAAGAAACGAUUAA
Molecule: messenger RNA, 2043 nt
Organism: Danio aesculapii
Lineage: Eukaryota; Metazoa; Chordata; Actinopteri; Cypriniformes; Danionidae
Product: mitogen-activated protein kinase kinase kinase 15-like
Exons: 9
Coding region: 1-2043 (680 amino acids)
Biological process (GO): protein autophosphorylation; regulation of mitotic cell cycle; negative regulation of apoptotic process
Cellular component (GO): cytoplasm
Molecular function (GO): protein serine/threonine kinase activity; ATP binding
Source: RefSeq, a predicted model, not a curated record